AAUAUUGUAUUUUAAAGGGUAAGGUACUCCUAGUCUUAUAUUUCUGCCAUCUCCAGACACUUGUACUGUAUCUCUAAACAUGAGUAACACAGGUAGAAACAUGCCUGCGAAAACCACCACUGAGCUGUUGAAGCAGCUGAGGCAGGUGAUGAAGAAUGCCAGCAGCUUGAAUGAACCAAUCCAAGCUCUGAUUGUACCAUCAGGAGACAAUCAUCAGAGUGAAUACAUUGCUCCGUGUGACUGCAGGCGCGAGUUUCUUUCAGGCUUUGAUGGAUCGGCAGGAACUGCGAUUGUAACUGAGCAACAUGCAGCAAUGUGGACAGAUGGUCGUUACUUCCUUCAAGCCUCCCAACAAAUGGAUAACAACUGGACCCUGAUGAAAUUGGGUCUGAAGGCCACACCUAGUCAGGAAGAUUGGUUAAUUCAGGUACUCCCAGAAGGCUCAAAGGUUGGCGCAGAUCCUUUUGUUUUAGCAGCUGACCAAUGGAAGAGCCUGUCUAAAGCGAUGAAGAAUUCAGGACAUCAUCUUGUGCCUCUGAAAGAAAACCUUGUUGAUAAGAUUUGGAAGGACCAGCCAAGCCGACCUUGCAAACCAUUGUUGAUUAUGGAUCUGAGUUACACUGGUAUGUCUUGGCAAGACAAAAUUGUACAACAGCGUGCGAAGAUGGUGGAGAAAAAUGCUAGUUGGCUGGUGAUCACAGCCCUCGAUGAAAUUGCAUGGCUGUUUAACCUUCGGGGCUCUGACAUACAGUAUAACCCGGUAUUCUUCGCAUUCACCAUCAUUGGCCUAAACUCCAUUCGACUUUUCAUCAAUGAGACACAUAUGGAAGACCCUGCUGUGCGAGAACAUUUGCAGCUUGACUGUGAGACAGCACCCAGUUUCAAGAUAAACAUACUCCCCUAUGAAUCAAUUCUGACUGAACUGCAGACAAUCUGUUCCAACAUGACUUUGAAGGAAAAAGUCUGGAUCAGUAGCAAAGCCAGCUACGCUCUUUGUGAAACAAUCCCAAAGAGACUCAGACUGCAGACUGUAUACACUCCCAUUUGCAUUGCAAAAGCUCUCAAGAAUCCAACAGAAAUCCAAGGGAUGAGACGCGCUCAUAUUAAAGAUGCUGUGGCUCUCUGUGAACUGUUUGCCUGGCUUGAGAAAGAGGUUCCAAAAGGCAACAUAACUGAACUGGAUGCUUCGGACAAGGCAGCUGAAUUCCGCAUGCGGCAGGAUGAUUACUUCCCUUUGUCUUUCCAGAUGAUUGCAGCCACAGGAGCUGACAGCUGUCUGUCACAUGUAAGGCCCACCCAACAUACCAACAGAACUUUAUCAAUGAGUGAAAUCUAUCUUUUGGAUUCUGGCGCCCAGUAUAGGGAUGGCACGACUGAUGUCACACGGACAAUGCAUUUUGGCACUCCAUCCGAGUAUGAGAAGGAAUGCUUCACUUAUGUGUUGAAGGGACAUGUCUGUUUGGGUUCAGCGAUUUUCCCAAGUGGUACCAAAGGACACCUUCUCGACUCUUUUGCAAGAGCAACCCUUUGGGAUCAUGGAUUGGAUUACCUGCAUGGAACGGGUCAUGGAGUUGGAUCUUUCCUGAAUGUCCAUGAGGGGCCAUGCAGUAUUAGUUACAAAACAUUUGCGGAUGAGCCUCUUGAGGCUGGAAUGAUUCUGAGUGAUGAGCCUGGCUAUUAUGAAGAUGGCAGUUUUGGAGUGCGCAUUGAAAGUAUUAUGCUUGUAGUUCCUGCACAAACCAAGUACCGGUACCUGAACAGAGAGAGCCUUACAUUUGAACCGUUGACAUUGGUUCCAAUUCAAAUCAAAAUGAUCAAAGUUGAGUUGCUGACACAGAAAGAGUGUGAUUGGAUCAACAACUACCAUCGGUUAUGCAGAGAAGUGAUUGGAGCAGAACUGGAGAAGCAGGGGAGACCAGAGGCUUUACAGUGGCUUAUAACGGCAACACAACCAAUUGCCUGAUUGAGAAAUAAUGUUUACCAUGGGAAACCCAUUUGUUUAUCAUGCACAAUAAUGGCAUUAUGACUUAACUUAGCAGAGGAUGCAACAUUCAUAAUGUAUUCCGUGAACAUGCAAUGAUGUCUCUUUCAAAUUUAGUAUGUAAUUUUACAAAUAAAAUAUUUCAUGCUUCUAA
Messenger RNA from Chiloscyllium plagiosum (whitespotted bambooshark), 2135 nucleotides. NCBI's taxonomy places the organism in Eukaryota, Metazoa, Chordata, Chondrichthyes, Orectolobiformes, Hemiscylliidae. The record is from RefSeq and is a predicted model, not a curated record.